Molecule: messenger RNA, 1866 nt
Organism: Alternaria arborescens
Lineage: Eukaryota; Fungi; Ascomycota; Dothideomycetes; Pleosporales; Pleosporaceae
Exons: 4
Coding region: 1-1866 (621 amino acids)
Biological process (GO): protein retention in Golgi apparatus; retrograde transport, endosome to Golgi
Cellular component (GO): endosome
Molecular function (GO): phosphatidylinositol binding
Source: RefSeq, a predicted model, not a curated record
AUGCAUAGCUGCCAUGAGCAUGCGGCUUCCUACUACUACACCUGCGACUUCAACUCGACCCACCCCCGCACACAACCAACCAUUGCGCCAAUGGACCUUGGAGAUGAAGAGAGCUCCCCGUGGGGAGAUGUGCCCUCACGGUCGAGCCCUGCGCCGAGUGCGUCCAAGGUAGAGCAGAACGACACGCUCGACACCGACUCUCCCGCGCCCUCGACCAAGCCGUCUGCAGACCCGGCCCCUACUGCUGCCUCUGCUCCGCGCUCACCCGCUGGACGCGGUCCCCGACGGCGGCAGUAUGGCCUGCAGUCCACCAAACUCGAGGCUGUCGAUGAUCCCCUCGGCCCUCUAGGCGCUCCCUCGCCGACGACAGGCACCGAGAUUGCCCCUCCAGCGCCGCCUCAGAAAGAAGCCGCUGCGUCGCGAAGCACUCGUCCCGCCCCGGGCGGCGCCUCUACACCUUCGCUACGCGGCAUGAUGGAUUCCGUCGACCUCGAUGACGACAACGACGAGCAGCAGCCCUCCUCUCAAGCCAGAAUACCGCCUCCAGUCCAGGCGCCGUCUUCCACCGCACCUCAGCGCCAGACACAGCCGAGUGUCAGCGUUGAGCAGGCCGCUAAGCCGUCCUUUGCCAUCUCUGUAGGCGACCCUCACAAAGUCGGUGACCUCACGAGCUCGCACACAGAAUACGCCGUCACUACCAAGACGACUUCCAAGGGCUACCGCAAACCCGAAUUCACUGUCUCGCGCCGUUACCGUGAUUUCCUCUGGUUAUACACACAACUGCACAACAACAACCCUGGAGUUAUUAUUCCUCCGCCGCCAGAGAAGCAGGCUGUUGGUCGCUUUGAAGCUGAUUUUGUCGAGUCACGACGCUCUGCUCUGGAGCGCAUGCUUAACAAGGCCGCUGCUCAUCCAGUGUUGCAACAUGACAGUGACUUGAAGCUGUUCCUUGAAAGCGAAGCCUUCAGCAUGGACAUCAAGAACAAGGAGCGCAAAGACCCCGGUCUCACUGAGAGCAAAGGCAUGUUUGGCUCCAUGCUCGGUGGUAGCAGUGGUAAAUUCGUGGAACACGAUGACUGGUUCCACGACCGCCGAAUCUAUCUCGAUGCUCUUGAAGCGCAGCUAAAGGCUCUUCUCAAAGCUACAGAUGCUGUAGUCACACAACGGAAAGGUCUAGCCGAGGCUUGUGGAGACUUCUCGGCUUCUCUACAUUCUCUAUCCGCUGUUGAGUUAUCGCCAUCUUUGUCCGCGCCGCUUGAUAGUUUGUCCGACAUUCAGAUUCGCAUUCGGGAGCUUUACGAGCGUCAGGCCCAACAAGACAUACUCACCAUGGGCAUCGUAAUAGACGAGUACAUUCGUUUGAUAGGUUCCGUAAAGACCGCGUUCCAGCAGCGACAGAAGGCCUACCAUUCCUGGCAUUCUGCUGAGCAGGAGUUACAGAAGCGGAAAACGAACCAGGACAAGCUUUUGAGGCAAGGCAGAUCGCAGCAAGAUCGUCUGAACCAACUCAGCGCCGAUGUUGCAGACGCUGAGCGAAAAGUUCAUCAAGCAAGGUUGCUUUUCGAUGACAUGGGUCGGCUGAUGCGUAGCGAACUAGAACGUUUUGAGAGGGAGAAGGUCGAAGACUUCAAGUCAGGCGUCGAAACGUUCCUGGAAAGUGCUGUAGAAGCACAAAAAGAGCUCAUCGAGAUCUGGGAAACUUUCCUGAUGCAGCUCGAUACGGACGAAGGCGAUACUUUCGUCCCUCCUGCAGGUGUCGUCGCUUCAGCAAAUGCUGACCAGACAACAAGUCACGAUUCUGCCAACAAUCAAGACUCAGAAAGACGAGAAGUAGGUAACGAAAGUGUGUCAGAAAACCAAGACUAG